Molecule: messenger RNA, 546 nt
Organism: Chelonoidis abingdonii (Abingdon island giant tortoise)
Lineage: Eukaryota; Metazoa; Chordata; Testudines; Testudinidae
Gene: DAPL1
Product: death associated protein like 1
Biological process (GO): negative regulation of autophagy; apoptotic signaling pathway; cellular response to amino acid starvation
Molecular function (GO): death domain binding
Source: RefSeq, a predicted model, not a curated record
UUCGCCGCUGCAGGCUCGGGACUGGCCGCCGGCUGUCCACACUUACGCACCCCUGCCAUGGCGAAGGAAGCGUCAACUCCGCCGUCCCCCCUGAAAGGCGGGCGCCCUCCGGCAGUCAAAUCUGGAGGUAGGAGAGUUUCCAAAAAGCAAGAAAAUGGAGCUGUUGAGAAAAAUUCCAAGAACCUUGGAAAAGAGAAGACAAGCUCAAUUGUUAGUGUUACAAAAAUGCAAAAUAUGGGUGUCUUACUAGCUGAUACACUGGAGAAAAUCAGCCACAAAUUUCCUGCAGCAGCACAGAUGGCUCAUCAAAAGCCACGACCAGCCCUGCAGAAGAGUAUAUGGCCCAAAAGAAUUUACAUUAUCCAACAACCUCGGAAAUGUUAAGAUAUAAAGCAAAUAGUUAUGUCUGCUUGACAGUGAGCUAGUCUAACCACAAUCUACUAUUAAAUCCUAUUUGCAAAAGGACAAAAACAUUAGGAAAUAGUUUGCUGGCUGAACUGUAUUGUAUUUUUCUUUCAUUUCUGGCAAUAAAACACUUUAAGUGUA